GUCCAUCACCGUGAAUGAAAGAGAAGUUAAGAACGAAAGAUUGGAUCAAGGAGGCAGAGUCAGAUAACUCCCCCAGUGGAUCAUAAAAUCCAUGUAGUUGACGAUCAGUCGCUACAGGUUAGAAUGGCUAGAAUGGCUUUCAAUACUAUUGCUUCUUGCCUAGCUACUGAUUACAAUGAUGUCAAUAAUAAUUCAAUGGUUGCACUUCCUAGGGAUAUCAUGAUAUUGAUCGUAAACAAGUUAGACAAGGUGAGCUUCCAUCGUUUUCGUGCAGUCUGUAGGUCUUGCCUAUGGAUUGCUCUUGCUGUCAAGAACAAAAUUCCAUGGUUUUUCAGUCUCUCCCAUGGCAAACUUUCCAAGUUAGAAUUGCCACCUCAAGCCUAUCGUGCUAAUGAGUGUUGGGGUUCUAGCAAGGGAUGGUUGAUACUGAAACGUAAGCUGGGACGCCCUUUCCUUUUGAAUCCAAUGACUGGGCAACUAAUUUUCCUUCCAUCUAUAGUUACUCUUCCUUAUAGACACAACAUUCCUAAGACUAUAUUAAUGUCGAUGUCGCCUUCUAGUCAUGCUUCUGCUGGUGAUUGUGUGGUCAUGGCGAUUAAUCGACACCGCCACCAAUUUAUAUAUUGUCAACAAAAAUGUUUACCUUCGGGCUAUUUAGCUUUCUGUAGACCAGGGGAUAAGAAUUGGACUGUAUUCAAAAAUAACCAUUUCAUGAUUCAAGACAUUAUUUUCUACCGUGGAAAAGUAUAUGCCAUUACUUGCCGAUUUGAUCUUAUGCUUUUGGAGUUUCGCCCUCAUCUAAAAGUAACAAGUUGUAACAUUGCUCAUCCUCCUCCACCAAAACAAAGAGUCUGGAAGAUUGAUCUUCCAAUAAGAAAAGAAUAUUGCUCUUACACUACUUGGGGGAAUAUGUGCUUUCAUUUGGUGGAAUGUCUUGGAGAGUUGUUGGUUGUUCUAAAAUCUGAUUGCUUAAAUGUGCCAGUUUUCAAGAUAUUCAAGUUAGAUUUGAAGGGACAGUGUUGGAUUAUGGUGAAGUGCUUGGGUGAUGAAAUGCUAUUUAUUGACAAAGUUACUAGCUUCUCUUUCUCAGCAAUUGACUACCCUGGAUUUAAAGGAAACUCCAUAUAUUUCUACCAGCUUGGAUCCUGGUCAGCUGGCAGGCCGGCUGGUUACGAUUUGUGUGCAUUUCACUUGGAAGAUAACAGCAUCUCAACUUAUUCACAUUACUUGUGGUCUCCGCCCAUUUGGGUCACUCCAAUUUCUUAGUAGUAGGGGAGGGGUUUGGUUAAGAUGGGUAUCUAUGUUCCUAAUUUAUGGGGUAUAAUGUAUUUUUUUAUGCUAUAUUAUUUGAAAUGGCUCUCCAUUA
Macadamia integrifolia is the source of this 1366-nucleotide messenger RNA. Its product is annotated as putative F-box protein At3g25750. Lineage: Eukaryota; Viridiplantae; Streptophyta; Magnoliopsida; Proteales; Proteaceae. The transcript is spliced from 2 exons. The coding region runs from base 124 to 1266 and encodes 380 amino acids. The record is from RefSeq and is a predicted model, not a curated record.